AUGACAGAGACGACGUCGACGCUGCUCCCUGGAGGGUUUCACGCAUUCAACCCGCAAGCGGAUUUCUCGGACAACAAAGAAACCAACAACGCACGACCUCUCACCGAUGCCGUCAUCACGAUCCGUAUCAUCAAGUCGUUCGAAUUUCGAUCCAUGAAAGCUUUCGUUAUCAAAUCGAUCGAUCUGACUUCGACGAGCGUUGCUGAGUUGGAGGAAAAGUGUCGACAGGAAGUCAAGACGAAUUCGAGCUACCGAGCGUUCAAGAGUUAUGCUGACAAGUUGGAUACGCUGAAGCUGUACACCAGGGCGCAUGGAAGUAAGACGACGAAUUUGAUCAUCAACCUCGACCGCCCAGAGUGGGUUUUGGAAGAUGCAAAUCUGGGAGCACUCGUCAAGGAGGGUGAGAGAGUGGGAAAGACAAAGGAGAACACGACGUUGGCAGAAAUCGGAAUCGAGAACGAGACGGAGUUGAGCUUCUUCAACAAGCAAGCGUACGAAGAGUUUUUGGCUAACCCGAAUACAAAGUGGGAUGCAACCGGAUGA
Molecule: messenger RNA, 543 nt
Organism: Pseudozyma hubeiensis SY62
Lineage: Eukaryota; Fungi; Basidiomycota; Ustilaginomycetes; Ustilaginales; Ustilaginaceae
Product: cytoplasmic protein
Exons: 1
Coding region: 1-543 (180 amino acids)
Source: RefSeq, a predicted model, not a curated record